UUAUAACAACUUUAUAUUCAGAAAAGAGUAUUGGUAUUAACUUGUAUAGAUUUUGUUAAAUAUUCUCGUAAUUUAUUUAUGUGUACAUUUUUUUUGUUUACUAACCUUUGACCUCUUCCCAGUAGGGUCAGAGGUUGGCAAUAUGUCCGACUUAGAUAGGCUUAGUGACAAUUGACCCAGUGGGGAUUUAUUGCUAUUUUUAAUAUUAUUGAACAGAAAGUCAGAACAGUAAACCUCCCAACUGCCGGACGAAGAGAGAAUAUUUUAUGCGGCGUACAUGUUUACCAGCCAAGGAAUGAGAAGGGGGAUGAUGCCUUACUGACAAGCUAGCUUUUUCAGCAAUGUGGCAUACCCCUGGAUAUACCCACUAGUUCAGCAACGUCGAGCGUGGUCGGUGGCUGGAUAGAGGGUUGGAUAUAGGCCUGCUUGCAUGUUACAUUUGGUUGAAGGCCAGUUCCCAGUGCCUAGGGAAGAUGCAUCUGUAUAACGGGAGGAUCCAUGGGAUUCCCAAGGCCAAGUCUCAGGAAGGGAAAAACAGCCAAAGUAAAAGACUGGCAAGUUGGAAAGAAAGCAGAUCCGAUGGCUACCAACAAGAAGUUGGCUCUCACCAACAACACUAAACACAAUGAGGUUAUCCUCAAACAAAGAGUAAAAGAGCUGGAAGAUGAAGUAGCAAGUCUGAGGAAGCGACUAGAUGAUUUGCGGAAAGCAAAGAACACAACCGUUCUGAAGAGGGAGAGAGAGAUAUUGGAAGUGGGCACGCCCUUUAGCAAACGAGAGUCAGCAGUGAAGGCAGCCCCUGUCCCAGCUCCACAGAAACUAACAGAUAAUCACGAUGGGGAGAUAGAGGAACUCCGAAAAAAGUUUGCUUCUGAGAUUGAAAUAUUAAAAGAACAGGAAAAAUCUUGUGACCAUGAAAGUGAGAUUGAGGCAUUACAGAGAUAUAUCUAUAGUUUGGAGGCCGACAAUGCAGCAUUGUUGAUAGAAAAUACAGAUCUGAAGGAUCGAGUUACUUCCCUUGUCACAGACCUCAGUAUCAAGGAGGCGAAAUGGUGUGAAAUGGAGGAGAAACUUAAGAUAGAUAUUAACAGGUCAUGGGGUGAAAAGUACAAAGAUUGGAUGGAAAAGACUGAGGCCAAAAUUACAGAACUGCAGCAGACAAAUACAUUAUUACGAGGCUACCUGAAAGGUCACAAGCCAGGAGGUGCGGGCCCAACAGAAAAAGACCCGGGUGUGUGAUUAACGUCACUCUUUGGUGCUUCAACAUCAAUUGUCUAUCAUCACAUUGUUGUAUUGUACUGAUGUGCAGGUGUACAGUAUAACUUCACUAUAGUGAUGUGUACAGUAUAACUUUACUAAAGUGCUGUGUACAGAAUAACUUCACUAUAAUGCUGUGUACAGUAUAACUUCACUAUACUGAUGUGUACAGUAUAACUUCACUAUAGUGCUGUGUACAGUAUAACUUCACUAUAGUAUUGUGUACAGUAUAACUUCACUAUAGUGCUGUGUACAGUAUAGUGCUGUGUACAGUAUAACUUCACUAUACUGAUGUGUACAGUAUAACUUCACUAUAGUGCUGUGUACAGUAUAACUUCACUAUAGUGCUGUGUACAGUAUAACUUCACUAUAGUGCUGUGUACAGUAUAGUGCUGUGUACAGUAUAACUUCACUAUAGUGCUGUGUACAGUAUAACUUCACUAUAGUACUGUGUACAGUAUAACUUCACUAUAGUGCUGUGUACAGUAUAGUGCUGUGUACAGUAUAACUUCACUAUAGUGCUGUGUACAGUAUAACUUCACUAUAGUGCUGUGUACAGUAUAAC
Molecule: messenger RNA, 1822 nt
Organism: Mizuhopecten yessoensis (Yesso scallop)
Lineage: Eukaryota; Metazoa; Mollusca; Bivalvia; Pectinida; Pectinidae
Exons: 9
Coding region: 499-1239 (246 amino acids)
Source: RefSeq, a predicted model, not a curated record